This is a messenger RNA of Daldinia childiae, 1296 nucleotides long. RefSeq names its product Prohibitin-2. The record is from RefSeq and is a predicted model, not a curated record. Gene Ontology annotation, molecular function: protein binding. Lineage: Eukaryota; Fungi; Ascomycota; Sordariomycetes; Xylariales; Hypoxylaceae. Gene Ontology annotation, cellular component: mitochondrion; membrane. The transcript has 6 exons. Bases 1 to 1296 code for a protein of 431 amino acids. Gene Ontology annotation, biological process: mitochondrion organization.
AUGUCGCGUUCUCCAAUGGACGACUAUGUGGAGAGGAUGCGAUCCAUGGUGCGUCAGAACCGAGGUGGAUUUCCUGGUGGUCGCCCUCCUCGUGGUGCGGGUAUGGCAGCAGCAGCUGUCGGCUUAAUUGGUGGUGGUAUUUUUAUACUACAGAACUCCCUAUUCAACGUCGACGGUGGUCAUCGAGCUAUCAAGUACCGGAGAAUAAGUGGUGUUAGCAAGGAAAUCUAUACUGAAGGAACUCAUAUUAUGAUCCCUUGGUUCGAGACUCCGAUAACUUAUGACGUACGAGCGAAACCGAGAAAUGUUUCGUCUCUUACCGGCACCAAGGAUUUGCAGAUGGUCAACAUUACUUGUCGUGUGCUCUCCCGACCUAGCAUCGAGGCGCUCCCGCAGAUUUACAGGACGCUCGGACAGGAUUACGAUGAGCGAGUUCUGCCUUCUAUCGUGAAUGAGGUUCUAAAGAGCGUGGUAGCACAGUUCAAUGCUAGCCAGCUGAUCACGCAACGAGAGAACGUUGCUAGGCUAGUUCGAGACAACCUGUCGAGGCGAGCUGCACGAUUCAACAUCUUAUUAGAUGACGUUUCUCUUACGCACCUUGCCUUCUCCCCGGAGUUCACUGCUGCGGUUGAAGCAAAGCAGGUAGCGCAGCAGGAGGCCCAGAGAGCGGCCUUCGUCGUCGACAAGGCGAGACAAGAGAAGCAGGCUAUGGUCGUUAAGGCGCAGGGUGAGGCACGAUCAGCAGAGCUUAUCGGAGAGGCGAUCAAGAAGAGCAAGGCGUAUGUCGAGUUGAAGAAGAUCGAAAACGCAAGAGUCAUUGCCGCCCAAUUGCAAGAAGCAGGUGGCAGAAACAGACUGCUACUCGACUCAGAAGGUCUUGGCCUAAAUGUGUUUAGCGACGACCGUAACAGCAAGCAGUACAACAUCCUCAAAACCACUUACUUCCAAACCCCCAGGUUGUUAUCCUCCAACACCGCCCAAGAUGAUGAUCAAGUACGUCGCCCUUCUCUUAUUCGAACCCGCGCCCGUGAGAUCGGACGGACAGACGGAGCUAACAGACGGCGCAGAGUGAGAACCCUUACGGGCAAGCUGAUCUCGCUCGAUGUCGAGCCUACUUCCAAGAUCGAGGAUGUCAAGAAGAAGGUCGAGGAGAAGGAGGGAAUCACACCCGAUCAGCAGCGACUUAUCUACGGCGGAAAGCAACUGCACGACCAGUUGACCAUGACGGAAGCCGCCAUCGUUCCCGACGCAACUCUGCACUUAGUCCUGACCCUGCGUGGCGGCUGCUGCUGCUAG